AUUGGAGACCGUCACUUCCAGAUUCCCCGAGAUAUCUUCUCUAGCCCGGGAGACUCGCCCAACUUCUUCUCCCUCGGCUUUGCCGUAUUCUUUGCCUCUCCUACCGCCGUCUUCCCGGGCCUCGAGCGCGAAGGCCUCCUGCGCCCGCCUUCCAUCACUCCUCCCAUCGUCAGCAGCCGGUCUGGAGACGUCUUCGCCGAACUGCUGCAUUUGUUGCGUGGCUACCCGGUACACAUCCGCGACGAAGAGCAUCGGGCAUGUCUGCUGCGAGAUUGCCGUUACUACCAUUUGCGUGGCCUCGAGCAGAAGUUGAUACCCCAUGACAUCAGCUAUAACCUGGAGAGACGCCGGUUCGAGAUCACCGUACGCCUCGAAGACGUCCGGCCGUCUGGCAUCACCUUUGUUCCUGACGGAGAGGGCAGCAGCAACCCCAAUGCCAACAGCACUAUUACAGGAGGAUGGAUACAUUAUGCCCGGCCGUUUGUGGAUGAUGAUCAUCGUGAAUUGAUCAUUGAAAUUGGCGGCGGCAACACCCUUGUCGACUUGACCACCAUGCGAGCCGAAUUGCACGGCCUGGCCAAAGCUCGUGUCACCAGCCUGUGCCAGGUCAUUUCUAACAAGAUGAAUUUACCCACCAACACUCCCCUGAGCCUUACGGUGACACCCGGAAAUAGCAGCAGCAGCAAUAACAGCCCUGCCAACGGUAGCAACACUGCUUUGACCGGAGAUAGGAUCAAGAUCCACAUUGACUCAAGUACAGACAUCACCCUCGAUGGCGAGCCCUUUAGCCCCAACAACAACUACGAUACCACCUCCAACGGCUCCAACAACAGCACAUUCCAACCGGCAGAAGCUCCCGCUGGUUACUCGCCCAUGGAAGGCAAUGCACCCCCAUUAACUCCAUCUGGCCUCUACCCCCGCCUCCAGACACCGUCUGCCGCCGCUGUCCAGCCCAACCAGCAGCUGCCCCGCAAGCGCCGCAGGGUCGACGGCAGCGAGAGGAGCCGCCAGUGGGUGGUCGAUCGUGGCCAGUGGCGACUGCGAGUCCAUCCCAGCACCAAUGCCAGCACCGGCACGAGCCAGAUGGAGGUUGUCUUCGUCGCCGUCAAGCUUGAGGCUCACUCCAGCCAGCGAGCCCGCAAUGCUCGUCGGUCCUUCGUCUCUUGA
This is a messenger RNA of Trichophyton verrucosum HKI 0517, 1167 nucleotides long. RefSeq lists its product as uncharacterized. The transcript has a single exon. Lineage: Eukaryota; Fungi; Ascomycota; Eurotiomycetes; Onygenales; Arthrodermataceae. The annotation marks the transcript as partial. The record is from RefSeq and is a predicted model, not a curated record.